Molecule: messenger RNA, 1648 nt
Organism: Erythranthe guttata (spotted monkey flower)
Lineage: Eukaryota; Viridiplantae; Streptophyta; Magnoliopsida; Lamiales; Phrymaceae
Product: abscisic acid 8'-hydroxylase CYP707A1
Biological process (GO): sterol metabolic process
Molecular function (GO): heme binding; iron ion binding; (+)-abscisic acid 8'-hydroxylase activity
Source: RefSeq, a predicted model, not a curated record
CAAUUUAUAUAUAAUAUGGACAAGAGUGUAUAUUUUGUGCCAAUUUUUAUAUUAUUCGUAUCAAUUAUAUACUAUGUCUUUUCAAUUAAAUAUAAUAGUAAAAGAAAACAUAGUAAACUUCCACCUGGUUCAAUGGGUUGGCCUUACCUUGGAGAAACUCUCCAAAUGUAUUCUCAACAUCCAAAUAUGUUCAUCUCCACCAGAUUCAAAAGGUAUGGAGAAAUCUUCAAGAGCCACAUUCUUGGUUGCCCUUGUGUGAUGCUGGCGAGCCCGGAGGCGGCCCGGUUCGUGCUAGUAACCGAGGCUCACUUAUUCAAGCCCACUUACCCGAAAAGCAAAGAGAAUCUAAUCGGGCCACGGGCCCUAUUCUUCCACCAGGGCGACUACCACACGCGCCUCCGGAAACUCGUGCAGGGCUCCUUGUACCCGGAGACCCUCCGCGGGCUCGUACCCGCCAUUGAAGAUCUUACUGUUUCCGCAUUGAACUCGUGGGCUUCUGCUGCUGACGUCAUCAACACGUACACCGAGAUGAAAAGGCUCUCUUUUGAAGUAGGUAUACUUGCUAUUUUCGGCGAUUUAGAGCCUUACUACAAAGAAGAAUUGAAGAAGAAUUACAUUAUUGUAGAUAGAGGGUAUAAUUCUUUUCCGACGAAAUUACCGGGCACGCUAUAUCGAAAGGCGAUCAACGCAAGAAAGAGGCUGAGUGAAAUUCUGAACAACAUAACAAGAGAGAGAAAGGAGAGGAAGAUAGUCGAGAAGAAUCUUUUGAGCUGUAUGCUGAAUAAUUCGAACAACGGUGAAAUUUUAAGUGAGGAUCAGAUCGCGGAUAAUAUAAUCGGAGUGCUGUUUGCGGCGCAGGACACCACGGCGAGUUCCAUGACGUGGAUUGUUAAGUACCUACACGAUAAUCCGAAACUACUCGAGAUUGUUAAGGAUGAACAGAAGGCGAUAUACGAAUCGAAUGGCGAAGGGAAGAGUCCUUUGACAUGGUCUCAAACGAGAAAUAUGCCGUUCACUAACAAGGUGAUUUUGGAGAGCUUGAGAAUGUCAAGCAUUAUAUCUUUCACAUUCAGAGAGGCAGUGGAAGAUGUUGAAUACAAAGGUUACCAUAUUCCAAAAGGAUGGAAAGUGAUGCCUUUGUUCAGGAAUAUUCAUCACAAUCCGCAAUUCUUCGCCGACCCUCAAAAAUUCGAUCCCACAAGAUUUGAGGGUGCACCGAAACCAAACACGUUUAUGCCGUUUGGGAGUGGCGCACAUGCCUGCCCGGGCAACGAGCUUGCCAAGCUAGAGAUGCUCAUUUUCGUGCACCAUCUAGCUUCUCAAUUCAGGUGUGAAUUGGUGGGAUCUGAAAGUGGGAUUCAAUUUAGUCCAUUUCCAGUGCCAUUGAAUGGGCUACCAGCAAAAUAUUGGAAAACAAGAAUGGACCAGAUACAAACUUCAUGAGGAAUCUCAAUUGAUACCAUCAAAUUAAAUGUCACAUUCAUUAUUAUUAUAAUUAUUAACCAUAGUUAAAUUAUACCUAUAGUCUUUUUUAUUUUAUUUUUAUUUUUCUAUAAAUUGGGAAAAAUCCCAUUUUGAUGGGGAUAAAUGAUGCCCCUAUUUAAAUUACAAUUGAGGGAGACUUCCACUUAUGUCUCCAUCUAUUACA